AUGUGCGACUGUUUCAACCUGGGCUUCCCCAACUGGCAUGGCUCGCUGGGCACAGGGUCCGGACGAAGGCUGAAGGGACCAGAGCCUGACACGGUGGAUGAUUCAAUAUGUGAAGAGUCAUCUGAGUUUAUAGAGGGGGAGAGACCUCGCCCUCAAGGAUCCUCCCCUGUAGAUGAAUACCCUGAGACUGACAAAUACAAGGACAGUGAUAAACAGGGUGGAGGUGGGAGUGGCAAAAAAGGAAAGAGAGGUUUUGGGUCCCUGUUUGAAAAGCGCUCCCCUGCCAAGAUGAGUCAACUGGAGAGCCCAGAGUCAGGAGUGAUUGUGAAAAUGGCAAAAGAGACAUGUGCCGAGGGCCUCGUUGUAAGUGGAGGGAAGGAGGGAAUCUUCAUCAAAGAAGUGAGGCCAGAGUCACCAGCCUCAAAGCUUCUUAGUCUACAUGAGGGUGAUCAGAUACUCAGUGCCACUGUGUAUUUUGACGAUGUUACAUAUGAAGAUGCUCUACAGAUAUUGGAACAUGCCCAGCCUUACAAGAUGGAGUUACUUCUGAAACGCAAACCAAUAAAGACAUCCACACUUGAGAGUGAACCAGCCCUUGAAAUCAUCCAACAAUCAAUCAGCUAUUCACUUUUUGUUAUCCUACAGGUGGAAGAAGGUUCCUCUCCGGAAAUGAGGGGACAUUCAAAGACAAAAAGGCAUGGUGACCGAAUCUCUUGGCCCAAGUUCCCCUCCUUCAGCAAAAGUCAAAAGUCCCAUUUUAAGAGGUCUCACAGUACUUCAGAGGCAGAUGAUAAGAGGAAGCUGGAGCUUAGCCCUACAACAAGUGACACAGAGUCGCCAAUAAAAUCUCAGGAGGCUGUCAAGGGCAAGACAAAGAAGCAUAAGAUAAAGUUAUCAAGCAUGAAGAUGAAGGGCCGCAAGAGCAUGUCUGUUGAACAGCCGGACCAGGACAUAGACAUACUAACUGUAGAACGUGUAGAGGGUAUGGAAAAUCAACAGAGUCAAGAUGACAUACACUCACCAGAUGGUCUAGAGAGCGCAUCAGUAGAUAUAUCUCAAGUAUAUGUGUUAGAAUCAGAAUCUGAAAAAAUUGAACCCACCAAGAUGAGAAAUGAAUGUAUUAUUCCAGACCUGGCAGGCUCUGAAAUGAAAAAACACAAGGUAGAACUCAUUAGUCUGGACAAAACUUUGAAAACCACAGACAUAACAGUUGCUCUUGCUGAUCAAGAAAGUCCCUCAACCAAGAAAUCUCCAGAGGGAAAGACAAAGAAGAAAGAGAAUAAAGAGAGGUCAGAACUAAAGUUUACAUUCAAGGGAAAUGAGAAAAAAGACAAACACAAGCAAAACAUACCAGUAAAAGUAUCACUAAAAAACCUGAAGACACCAAGAACAGAUAUGAUAACAUCUGAUCUGUCUGCACAUGACAAUACAUUGCUGAGCCCAACUGUAGUAUCACAUACUGAGCUGGAGGAGUGUCAACUCCCAAUUGAUAUCAACACUCAAGUAAUCAUCAAUGAGAGUUCAGGGAAAACCCUACCCUCCACUGAUAAGGAAAUGAGCAUGCCAAAAGUAGACAUCUGCCUUGACAUGUCAGAUAUAGGAUUUAUCAGGAAAUCCCCUCAGAUUGGACAAGAACAACACUUGAAAGAAACAUAUGUUAAAACUGAUGUGAAUGCACAGGAAAUUAGCAUACAUGCUAAGGUCAUCAGUAUUACAAUGGAACCAGACUCGCAGAUGGAAAUACAAGCUUCAAAGUUACCUACAGAGAGAAGCAUUGAUGAUGUUUUAGCACAAAUUGGUACAGGAUCUGCUCCCAAAUUCAAACUGCAGAGGGUGGACCCUGCUGACUUUGUAACUGACAAACCCAUAAAAAUGACAGAUGUGAAGAUUGUAGAAAAGGACGUGAAAGGCCUUACGGUUGAGGAUAAGGGGUUAAGGAUACUUCCAAGCCGUGAGGAUAUUGAGAUCCCAGGCAUAGAAGAUGCAUCAUUAACUAGCACCAAGGCCCCAGUGAUAAAACAGCCUAAAACAGCAUUCACUCUUCCUGUUGAAGAAAUCCAGGCGCAGACUGUACAGAUGGUUAUAGACGUUGAUAGAGUUAAAGAAGCUGUCUCCAAAUUGCCAGGGUUCAAGCUGCCGCAGGGUGACAUUGCAGGCCUGCCUGCUCAUCAACAAAUCACAAUGACAGACGUGAAUGCAGAAAGAGUAGAUGCCACCCUAUCUAAAAUCACAGACAUAAAGGCACAGUUGGACACUUAUGCCAAAAAGACUGACAUAAAUGCUUUACCAGAAAAGUUGAGCAGGAGCUCAGUUACCACAUUCAAAUUGCCAAAGACCCAACUUUUUGAUCUAGGUGCUCAUGAACCUAUUACUAUGACAGAAAUUGACCAUACAAAAACAAAACAGGAAGCUGGAAAGACCAAUGAGGAUGAAAUCCAAAUUGAACUCCAUAAACGAGAGAACAUAGAGAAAGCUGGAAUGGAAACUAUACAACAAAAAGGAACUCCCAACAAAGUGGAAAAGGAAAAAGAGACUGGUGAAAUUCUGGAGCCUAAGUUGGCAGUACCAGUACCUGAGGGGCCAACCAUCACAUCUGAGGAGAGAAAUCGUAUACCUGCCACUUACACUAAAGGAUUAGAUAAGAAGUCAAAGAAAGCAAAUAUUUCAAUGCCUAGGUUUGGAAUAACACAAACGGAUAUUAGAUUCUCAGACAUUGGGAUUGGACUACCAAAAAGAGACACCUCGGUGGAAAAGAAGGAUGAGGUCAAAGAUGAAAGCAAUGCAUUGCACCUUGAAAUGAAAAUGUCAGAGGCUGAAAUUAAACUCAGCAAAGUACCAGAUUCUGAAUAUUCCACUAUCAAAACUCAUGUGACAGACCUUCAAACACCUACAAUACGAACUUUAAGCUCAGAAACAAUGCUAGAGGUACCUUCAUCUGACAUUGAAGAAGCAGUUAUGGGCAUUGAUGUCCAAUCUGUUGAUGUCGGGAGAGGAGACAUCCAAAUACCGGAUGUUGAAGCCGAAGUACCCUCCGUUGAAGUUGAAAUACCAGAAACAGUUUAUAAAGAUAUUGAUGUGAAAAUGAAAAAACGACAGAUGUCAUUCCCCAAAUUUGGAGUUAAAGCCCCAGGGAUUGAUGUUGGUGUGCUAAAACCAGACAUCUCUCUUCCCGAGGGAAACAUGGAGGUCAAAUUGCCUGAGGUGGAAAUUGAAGUUCCAAAGCUUCAAGUGGAAGUGAAAGAUACAAGAUUUAAAAUCCCAACUUUAAAAUUCCCUAAAUUUGGAGCAGUUGCUCCAAUCGUCACAGUAGAGUUACCUGAUGUGGACAAGGAUAUCAAACUUCAUGGAACUGAAAGUCCAGAACCCAAGCUGUCAAUAUCAGGAAAAGUACAUGAAGUUGACUUUGAAAAACAGAGUGACUUUAAAAAAUCUAGUGUUAAGAUCCCAUCUAUAGAUGUGGAUGUGAAGACUAAAGGACUUGAACUGGAGGGGCAAGGAAGCAAGUUUAAACUGCCAAAUCAGGGAAUUUCAUUAACAAAAGUAAAAGGUCCUGAGAUAGAUUUAGGUGUAUCGAAGAAAGACAUAGAUGUCACUUUACCAGAGACCAACAUGGAGAUCCAACCACCUGAUGUUGAACUCAAAGUGUCUUCUGGUGAAGUUCAAAUGCCUGAGCGAGCUGCUACAGAGAUUGAUGUGAAAGUGAAAAAGCCACGGAUUUCAUUUCCAGGGCUUGGAUUUUCAAAACCUGAAGUAUGUGAGGUUGAUGUCAGUCUUCCAAAGGUGAAUAUUUCUCUUCCAGAAGGAAAUGUGGGGGUCAAAAAGUCAGAGGUGGAAAUGACAGCUCCAGAGAUUCAAGUUGAAAUGAAACAUGAUAUUGAGCUUGAGGGACAAGGAAGUAAGUUCAAACUACCCAAAUUUGGAAUCUCAAUGCCAAAGGUAAAAGGUCCUGAGAUUGAUUUAGGUUUAUCAAAGAAAGUCAUAGAUGUCACUUUACCAGAGGACAAAGUGGAGGUCCAACCACCUGAUGUUGAAAUCGAAGUGCCUUCUGGUCAAGUUCAAAUGCCAGAGGGAGCUGCUACAGAGAUUGAUGUGAAAAUGAAGAAGCCCCGGAAGUCAUUUGGAUGGUUUUCAAAACCAGAAGUGAAAGCACCGGAGGUUGAUGUCAGUCUUCCAAAGGUGGGCAUUUUGCUUCCAGAAGGAAAGGUAAAGUUCAAAGAGCCAGAGGUGGAAUUUAAAGCUCCAGAGAGUCAAGUUGAAGUGGAACAUGAUAUUGAGCUUCAUGGACAAGGAAGUAUGUUCAAACUACCUAAAUUUGGAAUCUCAUUGCCGAAGGUGAAAGGUCCUGAAUUUGACUUAAGUAUCUCAAAGACAGAUGUAGAUGUCAACUUACCAGAGAGAAGAGCAGUCCAACUACCUGAUGUUGAAGUUGGAGUGCCCUCUGUUAAAGUUGAAAAACCAGAAGCAGUUUCUAAAGAUAUUGAUGUGAAAUUGAAAAAGCCCCGAAUGUCAUUCCCCAAAUUUGGAUUUUCAAAACCAGAAGUUAAAGCACCCGAGGUUGAUGUCAGUCUUCCAGAGGUGGAUAUUUCUCUUCCAGAAGAAAAUGUGGAGGUCAAAGAGCCUGAGAUGGAAAUUGAAGCUCCAGAGAUUCAAAUUGAGGUGAAAGAUACUGUAGGCUCCCCCUCAAGAUUCAAAAUGCCAACUUUAAAAUUCCCUCAAUUUGGAGCAGCUGCUCCAAACAUCACAGUAGAGGUACCUGAUGUGGACAAGGACGUCAAGGUUCAUGGAUCUGAAAUUCCAGAACUCAAACUAACAAUGUCAGCAAUUAACAUUGAAAAGCCAAGUGUUGACCUUAAAGGUCCAUCUAUAGAUGUGGAUGUGAAGAGCAAAAUACUUGACAUUGUCACUUUACCAGAGGCCAGCGUGGAGGUCCAACCACCUAGCACUGAACUCAAAGUGCCUUCUGGUAAAGGUGAAAUUCCUGAGGGAGUUGCUACAGAAAUUGAUGUAAAAAUGAGAAAGCCCCGGAUGUCAUUUGGAUGGUUUUCAAAACCAGAAGUGAAAGCACCAGAGGUUGAUGUCAGUCUUCCAAAGGGGGACAUUUCUCUUCCAGAGGAAAAGGUGGAGGUCAAAGAGUCAGAGGUGGAAAUUAAAGCUCCAGAAAUUCAAGUUGAAAUGAAACAUGGAAUUGAGCUUGAGGGACAAGGAAGUAAGUUCAAACUACCAAAAUUUGGAAUCUCAUUGCCGAAGGUUAAAGGUCCUGAAUUUGACUUAAGUAUCUCAAAGACAGGUGUAGAUGUCAACUUACCAGAGAGAAGAGCAGACCAUCUACCUGAUUUUGAAGUAGGAGUGCCCUCUGUUGAAGUUGAAAUACCAGAAGCAGUCUCUAAAGACAUUGAUGUGAAAUUGAAAAAGCCCCGAAUGUCAUUCCCCAAAUUUGGAUUUUCAAAACCAGAAGUUAAAGCACCUGAGGUUGAUGUCAGUCUUCCAGAGGUGGAUAUUUCUCUUCCAGGAGAAAAUGUGGAGGUCAAAGAGCCUGAGAUGGAAAUUGAAGCUCCAGAGAUUCAAGUUGAGGUGAAAGAUACCGUAGGCUCCACCUCAAGAUUCAAAAUGCCAACUUUAAAAUUCCCUCAAUUUGGAGCAGCUGCUCCAAACAUCACAGUAGAGGUACCUGAUGUGGACAAGGACGUCAAGGUUCAUGGAUCUGAAAUUCCAGAACCCAAACUGACAAUGUCAGCAAUUAACAUUGAAAAGCCAAGUGUUGACCUUAAAGGACCAUCUAUAGAUGUGGAUGUGAAGAGCAAAAGACUUGACAUUGUCACUUUACCAGAGGCCAGCGUGGAGGACCAACCACCUAGCACUGAACUCAAAGUGCCUUCUGGUAAAGGUGAAAUCCCUGAGGGAGUUGCUACAGAAAUUGAUGUAAAAAUGAGAAAGCCACGGAUGUCAUUUGGAUGGUUUUCAAAACCAGAAGUGAAAGCAUCGGAGGUUGAUAUCAGACUUCCAAAGGGGGACAUUUCUCUUCCAGAGGUAAAGGUGGAGGUCAAAGAGUCAGAGGUGGAAAUUAAAUCUCCAGAAAUUCAAGUUGAAAUGAAACAUGGAAUUGAGCUUGAGGGACAAGGAAGUAAGUUCAAACUACCAAAAUUUGGAAUCUCAUUGCCGAAGGUUAAAGGUCCUGAAUUUGACUUAAGUAUCUCAAAGACAAAUGUAGAUGUCAACUUACCAGAGAGAAGAGCAGACCGUCUACCUGAUGUUGAAGUAGGAGUGCCCUCUGUUGAAGUUGAAAUACCAGAAGCAGUCUCUAAAGGCAUUGAUGUGAAAUUGAAAAAGCCCAGAAUGUCUUUCCCCAAAUUUGGAUUUUCAAAACCAGAAGUUAAAGCACCCGAGGUUGAUGUCAGUCUUCCAGAGGUGGAUAUUUCUCUUCCAGAGGAAAGGGUGGAGGUCAAAGAGCCUGAGGUGGAAAUUGAAGCUCCAGAGAUUCAAAUUGAGGUGAAAGAUACUGUAGGCUCCCCCUCAAGAUUCAAAAUGCCAACUUUAAAUUUCCCUCAAUUUGGAGCAGCUGCUCCAAAUAUCACAGUAGAGGUACCUGAUGUGGACAAGGAUGUCAAGGUUCAUGGAUCUGAAAUUCCAGAGCUCAAACUGACAAUGUCAGCAAUUAACAUUGAAAAGCCAAGUGUUGACCUUAAAGGUCCAUCUAUAGAUGUGGAUGUGAAGAGCAAAAUACUUGACAUUGUCACUUUACCAGAGGCCAGCGUGGAGGUCCAACCACCUAGCACUGAACUCAAAGUGCCUUCUGGUAAAUGUGAAAUUCCUGAGGGAGUUACUACAGAAAUUGAUGUAAAAAUGAGAAAGCCACGAAUGUCAUUUGGAUGGUUUUCAAAACCAGAAGUGAAAGCACCGGAUGUUGAUGUCAGUCUUCCAAAGGGGGAUAUUUCUCUUCCAGAGGUAAAGGUGGAGGUCAAAGAGUCAGAGGUGGAAAUUAAAUCUCCAGAAAUUCAAGUUGAAAUGAAACAUGGAAUUGAGCUUCAGGGACAAGGAAGUAAGUUCAAACUACCAAAAUUUGGAAUCUCAUUGCCGAAGGUUAAAGGUCCUGAAUUUGACUUAAGUAUCUCAAAGACAGAUGUAGAUGUCAACUUACCAGAGAAAAGAGCAGACCAACUAUCUGAUGUUGAAGUAGGAGUGCCCUCUGUUGAAGUUGAAAAACCAGAAGCAGUCUCUAAAGACAUUGAUGUGAAAUUGAAAAAGCCCCGAAUGUCAUUCCCCAAAUUUGGAUUUUCAAAACCAGAAGUUAAAGCACCCGAGGUUGAUGUCAGUCUUCCAGAGGUGGAUAUUUCUCUUCCAGGAGAAAAUGUGGAGGUCAAAGCGCCUGAGAUGGAAAUUGAAGCUCCAGAGAUUCAAAUUGAGGUGAAAGAUACCGUAGGCUCCCCCUCAAUAUUCAAAAUGCCAACUUUAAAAUUCCCUCAAUUUGGAGCAGCAGCUCCAAACAUCACAGUAGAGGUACCUGAUAUGGACAAGGGCAUCAAGGGUCAUGGAUCUGAAAUUCCAGAACUCAAACUGACAAUGUCAGCAAUGAACAUUGAAAAGCCAAGUGUUGACCUUAAAGGCCCAUCUAUAGAUGUGGAUGUGAAGAGUAAAACACUUGAAAUUGUCACUUUACCAGAGGCCAGCGUGGAGGUCCAACCACCUAGAAUUGAACUCAAAGUGUCUUCUGGUGAAGUUGAAAUGCCUGAGGGAGCUGCUACAGAAAUUGAUGUGAAAAUGAAAAAGCCACGGAUGUCAUUUGGAUGGUUUUCAAAACCAGAAGUGAAAUCACCUGAGGUUGAUGUCAGUCUUCCAAAGGUGGAUAUUUGUCUUCCAGAGGGAAAAGUGGAGGUCAAAGAGCCUGAGGUGGAAAUGACAGCUCCAGAGAUUCAAGUUGAAGUGAAACAUGAUAUUGAGCUUGAGGGACAAGGAAGUAAGUUCAAACUACCCAAAUUUGGAAUAUCAUUGCCAAAGGUAAAAGGUCCUGAGAUGGAUUUCAGUGUAUCAAAGAAAGUCAUAGAUGUCACUUUACCAGAGAACCAAGUGGAGGUCCAACCACCUGAUGUUGAUAUCGAAGUGCCUUCUGGUGAAAUUGAAAUGCCCGAUGGAGCUGCUACAGGAAUUGAUGUGAAAAUGAAAAUACCACAGAUGUCAUUUGGAUUGUUUUCCAAACCAGAAGUGAAACCACCUGAGAUUGAUGUCAGUCGUCCAAAGGUGGACAUUUCGCUUUCAGAGGGAAAUGUGGAGGUCAAAGAGCCUGAGGUGGAAAUGAAAGCUCCGGAGAGUCAAGUUGAAAUGAAACAUGAAGAUUUAUCAGUUGAUGGAAAACUAGAAACAUCAGAGAUGGGAUUCAAAAUGGCAACAUUCAAAUUCCCUAAAUUUGGCGCAACGUCAAAGGAUGUAGUCGAUGUCUCUGAUACAGAGAAGGAUAUUAAAGUGCCUGGGGUAGAAAUUAUAGAUCAACUACUUGGAGCUUCAUUACAAAUUGAUUUACCCGAACACGGGGACACAGUUGACAUUAAAGGAUCUAGAGAAGUACAGCUACAUGAUGCUGGAUCUGAAAGGCCCUCAGUUAAAGGUGGAAUGGCAAUAGCCGAAGUGUAUGUUCAUGAAGUUGAAGUUUCAAAACUGACAAUUGAUGAUAAAGGCCAUGGUUCCCCCAGCAAAGGUCAAGGCUCGCCUAGUAAAUUCAAACUUCCAACCUUUAAAAUGCCCAGAUUGAGCAUUUCAAAAUCCAAACCUGAGAAUGAACAUGAUGAUAUAAAUCCAAAUGUUAUUUUGGAGAAUUAUGAGAUUCAAGUAAAACCACAAGGACCAGAGAAAUCACCAAAGUUGACUUUGACAACAUUUGGGGAGGUAUUAAGAAGCAUUGAUGUUGAAUUUGAUGUUCCCAAAUUAGAGGAAGUGGAAGAGAAGCUCACAGGCUCAAGGGAAGAUAUAACAGCCUCAGGGAAAACCAAACUAAAUGCUCAAACCAGUGUUGAAACCCAGUCUGUGCAUAAAGAGGAAGAAGCCAAAGAAAAAUCUAAAUUUGGGUGGGUUAAGUUUCCCACAUUUGGACUAUCUUCUCCUUCAGAAUCUGCCAAGAUUUUAGAAAAAGACACUUCUGAGAAAGGAGGAAGUGAGAAAAGUCCUGAUUCUGUGGAACAAGACGCCAGCUUGACCUUUUCAGUACACUCAUCGGAUGCUUUUGCAGAUAUUAGUUCAACAGUCACAAGCGAACAAUUUGGUCCACCAUUGGCCUCUCCAACCAAAGUCACAGUGAAAUAUUCUGACUCUAUUGCCACUGAGGUACAGGGUGAUGUCAUCACCUCCACAGCAAGGACAACAUUGAUUGCCUUUGAACCCUACUUGGCAGAUAAAGUCACCAUUCCAAUGUCCUCCGGAGUUUCCUCCUCAUCAGUGGACACCCUAAAAUUGGAGUCUGGUACACAUGUCAGCACAUCCAAUAUACAAGCAAUACCAGACACACAGAAGGCCACACUCUUAACAGAUUUUGGAUUGCCGACAGGGACCACCGGAGUUUCUUCUGCAUCUUGGUCAGUGGACGACACCAACAAAACACAGAGUGAUGGGCAAACAGUUAUUGAGAGGCAUGUAGUUAGGGAAAUGUCAGGCACUGACAAGGAAACGGUUUUCAUAACCCAAAAAAUGACACAUGUUUUUGUGGCUGAGCCCAUCUCAGAUGAAACAGCCUCAUCUAUCAAACAGAUAAAAGACACUAUGCAGUCUGAGAAAAUUACAUUUUUUGAUGGGGCUGAAUUGGAGUGACUGGGAGGAAUACAGUAUGAUAAAUCCCUCCAUUGAGGAGUAAUAUCAGUCAGAUUAUUAUUGUGCUCUUAUUAAUUGUGCUUUCAUUUAUGACCAAGUUUUAAUAUAUACAGUUCAAUGUUUUGAGUGUUUACCUAGUACACUAUAUAAGUACACAAAUUGGCAUACAAGCCCCAUGAUACAGGUAGCGUUGUAAAAGCCAACUUUGUCAAUGUAAUUACUUCCGCUGAGACCAGGUCAAUUCCACAGUAACAGAGUGACAGCAGCUAGGUUUCCAUCCAAUUGGGAAUAUUCAAAAAUCUGCAUAAAGAAAAUAUGCAAUCAAGUUUAAAAAAUGUCAUUUUCAAAAUACAUAAAUCAUCCCCGUAUGAUGCAAUUUGCAGCAGGGAUGAUUUCUAUAUUUUGAAAGUUACAUAUUUUGAAAACUUGAUUGCAGACAAGCAAAACAUUUUGGGACUAUGUCAACAAUGAACUAAUGAAACAAAUACCAAAAGAUCGUUUCCGGGUGGAAUUUUUCUUUAAGUUUAUGCAUUAAUUAUUAAAGUUAGACAUUAACUCCAAAUGUUUAAGGUAAAGGUUAAGGAUUUGGGACAGGCAUAAAACAAAAAUAUCAAAAACAACUUUCUUUCGCUGGAUUCGAACAUGAAACCUUUGGCAAAUACACAUCAUCUCCCAACUUCCUCAGACAUGAAUUGUCAUCCAAUACUGACAUCUAUCGGGGUGACUUGCCUCUUCCAAAGUCAUAGUGGGUGGACCACACAAUAGCAUUCAGCCUGGUCUCAUAGACUAGACAUAACAUAGUAAACGCAAUUACGACAUACAAAUCAGUUUGGUAUGGUUACAUAAGACAGAAGGUUACAUAAAGCAAAAAUAAAUGUAAGGUGGCUGGUCGGGGUGGGUGUAUAACAGGAAAGUCUAGCAACCGAAAGGUUGUCUGUUUGAAUCUUAUCAUGGACAACGUUUGCAUUUGAGCUAAUUAUCAACUUUGUAACUACUUACUACUUGUGAGCAACUUUGCUACUACUUAGCAAGAUAACUAACCCUUCCCUAACCUUAACCCUUUAACCUAACUCCUAACCAUAACCCUUAAUCCCUAACCCCUAGUCUAGCUAACAUUAACCACCUAGCCACCUAGCUAACAUUAGCCACAACAAAUUGGAAUUCUUAACAUAUCAUACCUUUUGCAAAUUCGUAACAUAUUGUAUGAUAUGUAUCGGAUAUACAUUUACGAUGUUAGGUCUACCCCUGAGUUGCAGCAUCAUGUGACUCCAAUUGACUUCAAUAUGAUGGUUUUUAUAUACUGUAAAUAUUUGCACAUAAAAGCAUUUCCACCACCAUUUCUCGCAUAAUUAAUUUUACUGACACAAAAUGAUCCCACCUUGUCUAGCUUAUUUAGUUCUCCCCAAAAAAUAAAUUUACUGACAAAUUUGCAGGUCUGUUGUGAAUUUUUUUAAUCUGACAUAGGCUACUUUCUUCGCAUAAAAUCAGAAAAUUUUACAAAAAUACAUUUACUUGAAGAACAGUGCAAAUGCAAAGUUUUAUAACAGAAUGAGAGUUUGUGCCUUAUUCUGUUACCAGCAUUUUUGGUGGUUGUUUCCUUGUUUGCAGAAAUUGUAAUAGUUUGCCUAAUUUCAGUUUAUGUGACAAAACAAGCAUGUAGAGUGUAGAGAAUCAUUGUACCAUCUAAACCACUGUGAAAUAUAUUUCCAUAACUAAAAAUAGAGCAUUUUCAGCUGUUUGAAGCUGGUGUACAAAACUGGAAAUAUAAGACGCAAAAACGAAACGUAAAAACUGGAAGCAUAGAAAUAGCGCACAUAGAACAGAUCUACCACUUCUUGCUUUCAAAGAAAAGGACAGAUCUAUAACUCAUAGUUCUAUGUGAAUUUGGUCCCGUUGCCCAAAAAGUUACGUAAUGCAGCUUUAAAAGUAGUCAUUGUGCAUAGAGUUGUACGGUUUGUUUAACUUUGCAAUCAUUGAUUUUGGUUUGACAUAUAUUUUAAAGUAAAAUAUAUGAGUCUCAGUGUCACUCUGUUACCAUGGAAUUGUACACCACUGAGACCAUUGCUGUUUUUAGACAUCUCUGCAAAUUGUUAUGCUGUACAUAUAAUGAAGAGGAACUUGUUAAUCCACUGCCAUAUGCAUUUAUGAAUGAUCUCUGAUGUCUGCUCUUUAUUCGACAGGCAUAUAUAGAUAUAAGGUAUAAAUGAUCAUGAGUCUGAAAAAAUGAAUACGUAAUGAUAUACAUACAAACCAUGCAACAUUAAUAGAACAAAAACAGAACACAUAUAAGGAACUAUUCAAAUCUGUACACGUAAUACCAUGAAAUACAUGAUGCUAAAAUUGAAUGCUUGUAAUCACAGUAAAAAGCAGAAAAUAUAUAUUGAUGCAACUAUAUUUUGAUUAUAAUGAUGCCUAGUUUUGAUUUGCCAUAAUGUAAAACUAAUAGAUUUUGUUUUCUGAAUUUGUGCAAAGUAGAAACAUUUGAACACCUAUGUAAAUAGUUGAUUUAUUCAUUUAUACUGCCUUAUUUUGAUUGUUGCUAUUGCCUUAUUCUGCACUGAUGUAGUCAAUUUAUUUGCAAAACUAUAAAUAAUAAAUAUUCUAAUA
Oncorhynchus kisutch (coho salmon) is the source of this 12396-nucleotide messenger RNA. Its product is annotated as protein AHNAK2-like. The record is from RefSeq and is a predicted model, not a curated record. Gene Ontology annotation, molecular function: protein binding. The coding region runs from base 1 to 9789 and encodes 3262 amino acids. Lineage: Eukaryota; Metazoa; Chordata; Actinopteri; Salmoniformes; Salmonidae. The transcript is spliced from 7 exons. Gene Ontology annotation, cellular component: costamere; cytoplasm; nucleus. Gene Ontology annotation, biological process: regulation of RNA splicing.